Anthonomus grandis grandis is the source of this 11068-nucleotide messenger RNA. RefSeq lists its product as uncharacterized. The record is from RefSeq and is a predicted model, not a curated record. The coding region runs from base 255 to 1511 and encodes 418 amino acids. The transcript is spliced from 6 exons. Lineage: Eukaryota; Metazoa; Arthropoda; Insecta; Coleoptera; Curculionidae.
ACGUAACGUGCGGGGAGUUAGGCAAUUCCGAGUUACGGAAGUUUACGAACGAAUUUCGCGCGCUCGGGUAUUUUAUUUAAUUUUUUUUUUGUGAAAUAUUAUCACUGUGGAUUUGUGAUAAGUGAUUUUUUUUGCUUAUGUUAGUGCAGUUUGGAUUUAGCCUUAUUUGGUACCUGUUGUGUUGUGACAUGGAUCGUAUGAGGAUAACCGACUUAGGAUUUGUAUUCUUUAAAUGAAGAGUUAAAGGGCAACCUAUGGAGAGUCCCACAAUAGCAGCAACGAUAACUGAAAACGGUGAUCGGACUGCUACGGGUCAGUCAUCGUCCGAUACUAGAGAAAACAGUGGUGGUGUCGAGACAAUGAUGUGGGAUGCCGCAGGUGAUGAUUGCGAUUGUCUUGGUCCACCGCCAGAGUUCUUGUUACCACCGCCUCCGCGACCUCCUUCGUUGCAACCACUUUCCGAUCCCGAUCUCUUUUGUAAUGAGGAUCCUCUUAAUAUGGAGGCAUGCGAUGCACUUCCGCUUAUAGACGCUAGCUACCAUAGUAGUCCUUCUUCCCAGACCGUGGCUGUGAUAGUUUUGUGUUCAGUGUUACUCGGACUACUAGUUUUCAUUGCUGUUAUCCUAGUGUGGAAAUACAAAAGGGUACAAAAUUUUCUUCCCUGUAAAAACACUCCUCAAAACAAUUGUGAUGGAGGGCCAUCGACCGGCCUUUAUGAAGACUUAAAUGAAGUGAUGCCCAGGCAUACCACGCCACAUCAUCAUCAGCUUACUGGUGGGCAUAUUGUAGCCCCGUCUAUUGAAAUGAUAGAUGUCAAAAACAACGUCCACUUCCCAAGCGGCUACCCUAUCAGUCAACAUCCUCCAGUAUUUCUAUGUUCGUCUCCGGGACCAGAUCCAUAUUGUUCUCAGGACCUCUAUAAUCCCGUAUAUGAAGAGCUGAGUGAUCCUGAUACCGACAUGGAGAGGCAUGGGGGUCACAGUGAGGACGAGUUUGCGGAGGACGAGCUGAGUUUAGCGGGAGAGAUGGAGAGACGGAGGUUAGACAUGCCACCUCCCGUGUAUCGACAUACCGAUUCGAUACGAAGGGAGAUACCGAGGUUUAGGAGGCCACAUGAACCGUUGCCUCCUUUGCCUUAUAAUAAGAGAAAUAGAGGUUUAGAGCGUAGACGCCAAGAGUUCCAUGAAGGUAUGCUCCUAGAUGCCCUCCUCCAACUGUAUCCCAGAGUGGGUAGCAUUGAGCCUCCGGCGAGUCACCCGAGGCGUCAAAUACCCAGUAUCACCCAAAGAAUCCAGAAUAUGGGACAGACGCCGAGUCCAUAUGAAACGGUGCCGGUAAUUAGCCAUUUGGCUACGUUCCGACCCGUUCCGAAGCCAUAUUCACAAGAUUCCGCUUUGGGGUCGGAUUCGGGCUACAGCAAUCACACGGUCAAUACGAGUAGGGGCUCAAAUAGGGGCCGUAGAGAAAAUAGGAGACAAUCGCAAAUUAGUGCGGACCUAGCUUUGACGUAAUGAUAAUGUCGUUUAGUGGUUGGUGUACUGUUGUUGAAAAAUUGUUUCUAUUGUGAUAUGAAUGAGUCUAUGUUUGCGAGCAGUGGAUAAUAGAAGGUAGUAAACAGUAUUGUAUACCUUUGUAGAUUUUUUUGUAAAUGACUUUUUAUCUCAGGUUUUUACAAUUGUUUUGCACUUAUUUUAGAUGAAGAAAAUAUUUAAUAAUUAUCUUUUUCCCAAUUGCUGUUUUAUUUUACAAUAUGUCAAUUACAGUAAAAUUUAAUUUUUCAUAGUAUAUUAAGUCUGUAUUGGCCAGUGUUUAUAUUAAAUAUAGUAAAAAUUAUGUUUAUGUUGAGAAUUAAAGACCACCGAAGAAAAGUAAUAUGGGUCACAAAACCAAAGUUUUGAGUAGAAUCAGUUUAAAUUGUUCUGAAGGUACAUUCGAAUUUUUUAAUUUUUUUGUUAAUGUUUUCUAUUGUUAUUGUUUUGUUGAAAUUACAACAAGAACGAAACUAAAACUAAGAGUUGCAGUAAUUCAUAAUUGGGCGGGUUUCAGAUGGAUACUUUGGUAAAUAAUAUUUUUUCAGAUGAUCCGAAUGUGAUCAUUCUAACCAGAGAAAAGUUCGACAAAAUCUUUGGAAUUGAUUAAGCCCAUAUUACAAUCAUAUACCAUGUAGCUAUGUCCUCUAAUUGACAAGACUAUUUUUACUUAGGAAUGUCCUACGUAUGGACAACAUAAUGAACCAUUCGGAACAAUAUAGGUAUAAUUUAUGUCUGUCCAUAAUACAAAUCACAAGCUCUUAAGCUUCAGCAUUCAAUUCAUUGAGGAUGCAAUGAAAAAAAAAGAAGAUACUUCAUCUCUUUCUUAUUUGGCUACUGUUUCGAAAAAAUGCUUUACUACUAGCUAAAACGUGAAUAAUGAAUAAGUAGAAUGCUUCUUAUAGUGUACCUUAUUAGUGUUAAGGGUUGAUAGUGGUAAGUUUUUUUGAUAAUUCAUGGCAAUGGCUUUAAUAUGACGGUGUUUUUCAGCUCUUUUGCGUUCAGAUCGUUUCCUCUUAUAAAAUAUCUUAGUCUUUUUAAGAUGAACUUGAUACAUAAUUAAUAUCUAGUGCAGAUAAAUUUGAAGACCGUGAAGGAUAUGCUCUUUUUGCCUUAUACUCAUCGCAAUUGCUGGCUAACUAUGUUAAAUUUGUUUAAAAAGAUGCAACGAUAUUAUGCAUAUUAAAUUAACCUCGUUGGAUAUAUUUUUUUAAAUAUCUGGAACAUUUUUGAAUGGUUCACUCUUCUGAUAGGUCGAUUUUUUUAGAUAUUUGAAGGUAUUUUUACCUGUCUUUUAAAGUGGCUAAACUAGGGUAUGUCAGUGAUCAAACCAACUACCGUACAAUCUCGCUACUGCCUGUUAUUUGUAAACGUCUAGAGUCAUUGUGGAAAGAUCAAUUUAUUACUUUCUUUAAGACUAACAGGGUCACUGAUUGUCUACCUUUAAGUGAUCAAAUAUGAGCAUAGAAAGCAUAGUAGCUUCUUGAUCUCUGAUUAAAAGGUUAAAACCGACCAUAUUCACUAACAUGUCAUGUCCAUCUUAAACAAGCUUUUGCUAAAUAUUUAGAAGACGCUUUGCUGAUAUUUCAUAAAUGAAAGCAUUGCUUGGUAUCAAAAUAAAGUUUUCUAUGUUACCACUUAUCCCAUGGACCUUAAAACAAAUGAACUACUGCAAAUCAAGUAUAAUUUAAGAGUAAUUAACAGUUAGCCUAUACAGGGUGUCCCAGAUAAAAGGAUAUACAUGGGGAUUUCGUAAACAGAGAUAUAAAUUCGGUUAAAUAGGGAAAAACUUGAUAUUAAGAUUCACGAUAUCUAUAGAGGUUUUUAAAAUAUAGGGCUAAACCUGCAAUAGCAUCACCAUCUUGAAUCCGUUGUUGGGUGGUCUACUAUGACUAAUCGACUGAGGUUAACGAUAUUUUUCCAGGUAUUUUAGAUUUUUUGCAUCCAUAGUCAACUUUGUUAUUUCUUAUAAACACCAUUUUGGAUUUAUAUAUCAUUAAGUAGCACGUAAACAUACCUUUCAACCAUGUAUAACAACCCGAUUUUGAUAUAGCGAAAAAUCUAAAAUUUAUUCAAAAAACAUUUUUUCCACUUAAUUGGCUGUGAAAACAAAGGCUGCUAUUCAAUUUUUUUUUUUAAUUCAAAUAAGAAAAUCAUUUCAUUAAUAUGAAAAUUAAAUGUGAAAAAAUUGAAACAACAAUUAUUUCUCAACUUACAACGAUAAAUAAAAUUAAACAAAUAACAAGACCUCAAUUUUUGUUAAUACACAAUGUACGCCUCGCAAUCAUAGUCAAACAAGCAUUUUUGACAACUUGUCGUGGCACUUCUUGAAUCGCUUAUCGAACGGCUGCUUCAGGUUUUUCCACUGUAGUAUGAUUAGUGUAAUACACUUUAUCUUUUAGGUAUCCCCAUACACAGAAAUCAAGGGUUAUUAAAUCAGGUAAGCGGGCAGGCUACGCAAUAGAACCUCGAUUUCCUUAUUAUUUUUAUAUUGUUCAUUUAGAUAAUUAGAAAUAAUUGCAGAAUUGUGUGCAGAGGCGCCAUCUUGUUGGAACCACAUGUUGGCCAUGUCAACUCUUCUAAACUGGGACCUGUGUAAUUUUCAAGAAUUUCUAAGUAUCUUGGUUCUAUUAGGUUAUCAUUGAAAAUGGGAAAUAAAAGUUGUCCAUUUAAAAUACCUGUCCAAACAUUAAGUCCCCAUCUUGCUUGAUGGUGAACUUCGCGGUUUGUAGAUGGAUUUUCGUCGGCUCAAUAAAUAUUAAUAUGUCUAUUAAAGACACCACAAUUUGUAAACUUGGUUUCGUCCAACCACAACACUUUUACAGGAAAUCUAGGAGAUUCCUGGCAUUUUUUGAGGAACCAGUUGCAAAACACUGACCGACUGUUUAAGUUUCCUUCUCGAAGUUCCUCACUAAUGUGCUCAUGGUAUGAGCGGUAUUUAAACUUCUUGAGAACUCGUUGGGCGAUAGUUUUAGAUAAUUCCAUAUUAGCUUUGAUUUGCUGAAGCUAUGUGCGCUGAUUUUCCAGGACACUUUGUAGUACUAAAUUUUCGUCGCUUGGGGCUUUUUAAACGAACCAAUAAAUUAUCUCUCAUUCUACUAAAAGUCAGUAAACUUGGUUGUCUAAUCUAAUUCCUUCUAAUCCCUUUCUAAUAAACCCUCAUUGUAUAUUUCCCUCGCUCGUUCAGCAUUACUGCGACAUAAUAUCAAGUAAUCAUAUAAAUCUACCUUUUCUCUAUUUAUAAAUCUGAUCUUUCCAUCUGAAACUUAUUGUUAAAUAAAAAAAGUUUAUCAUAAUAACGAAAUUUUUUACGUUUUUUAAAACAUUUGAUUAAAAUAAAUCUUAAGAAAAUCAAUUAAAAAAUAAUUAUGCAAAAUGUCAAACCUAAUACAAUGAUCAAUAAUUUCAAAAAUAUCACAAUUAUUUAAAAAGUUUGACAGAGCGAUGGCAUCACCAUAAUAAAAAUCACGACAUUUGUUUUUACAGCCAAUUAAGUAAAAAAAUGUUUUUCUGAAUAAAAUUAUAUUUUUCACCAUAUUAAGAUAGGGUUGUUAUCCAUGGUUAAAAAGGUAUUUUCAUCUGCUAUUUAAUGACGUAUAAAUCCAAUAUGGUGUCUAUAAAAAAUAACAAUGUUGACUGACUAUGGGUGCAAAAAAAACUAAAAUGCUUAUAAAAAUAUUGUUAGCGUCAGUCGAUUAUUCAUCGUAGAUAACCCAAAACUACCAAAUUUCAAUAAAAUCGGAUUCAAGAUGGCGACGAUAUUGCAGGUUUUCUAAAAACCAAAUUUUUGCAUUUAGCCCGAUAUUUUAAAUACCCUCGUAAAGGGUGUUUUUUUUAGCGGAGAACUUUAAAUUGAAAUUAAACACAAAAUAUUUUAUUGAUAUUAACGAAUUUGCUUUUAUAUUAAAGAAUUUUUUUUGGCAUUAGUAUUUAAAAAUGAUUUCGGGCAUGUGACUCCCACGGCUGGCGCGUACGUGGCGUAAUCUAGAGGUCCAAUUUUCACAAACUCUUUCCAGUACUGCAGGCUGUAUUUCUGCAAUCACGCGUCGUAUGUUGGCUUCCAAGUGCUCAAGUGUUUCGGGUUUAUCAGGGUAGACAUGCGACUUAACAUACCCCUAAAGAAAAUAAUCUAAUGGCGUCAAGUCGCACGAACGAGCUGGCCAGUUUACAGGUCCAUUCCUUGAAACUAUUCGUUGCUCGAAUGUCUCUUGCACUAAAUUAAUUGUUUGGCGCGCUAUAUGGCACGUGGCACCGUUCUGCUGAAACUACAUUUCUGCAACGCCUGCAACGGCUUCCAAUUGAGGCACAAAAAGUUAGUUAUCAUGUUUCUGUAUCGCUCACCGUUUACUGUAACGUUCUGACCAUCAGCAUUUCUGAAGACAUAAGGACCAAUGAUUCCACCGGCCCAUAAAGCGCACCAAACGGUUAGUUUUUCUGGAUGUAACAAUGCUAAUAGCUCGUGGAUUCUCAGCCCCCCAAAUUCGGCAAUUCUGCUUGUUUACAUAGCCAUUUAACCAAAAGUGUGCUUCAUCACUGAACAAAAUUCAUAUGAAAUAUUCAAUUUCAUAGGAAAUCGUGGAUCAACAGCAAUCUUUCCUUCCGCCCAUUUAGCUAAUGUAGGGGUUUCAACUCCUGGACAAGUUGAAUUUUAUAUGCUCGCAAUCCGAGAUCUUUGCGCAAAAUUUUCCAUAAAGUGGAUGGACAAAAGAUCACUUGUUGAGAACGACGAAGAAUUGACACAUUCGGAUCAUUAUCAACACUAUGCUGCACAGCAGCUAUCGCUUGUUGCGUGCGCACUGUACGACGUCUUACGGGAUGCGUAUUAUCGACAUUGUGAGAGUAAAAGUAUUGCGAAAACGAUCAACAGUUUCUCGAAUUAAUCUCUCUGAAGGACGAUUAUGAACACCAUAAAACUCACGUAAUGCCUGAUGUGUUUCUCGAAUAGAACCAUGUCUUUCAAAAAUAAAUUUGAAAAAUUUGGAAACGUUGCUCCGGCGUGAGUCUGUUCAUGAUGAAUUGCCAAACCAAACUAAUCUAAAAAUAACCCAGAAUUGUCAGGUCGGCUGUCAUAAAAAACAGAGUUGCCAAAGGAAAAUUCUCCGCCUCUAAAAAAAACACCCUUUAUAUAUUGUGGAUCUUAAUAUCAUUGGGGAUUUCUUUGGUUUUUACAAAAUAAGUCUUGUAAGCUAAAUAUAAGCUCUGCUUAAUCAAUACGCGACCUCAUUUCUGUAAAGCUUUCAAUGAUCGCCUUUCAAUGGUCUUGAACAGUAUUAACUUCAAAAUAUUUUAACCUUGAACGAUGAGAACUGCUAUCAGUUUCACGUGUUUGCAAUCAAAAUUUUUGCGAUAAAUUACAAACUCGGUUUUAUUUUUUCCUUCUUUAGAUACAGGUUGCACAUCACACUCGGCCAUUUUAAAAAAAUUUUGGAGAUGCGUGUGGGAAACGAAAUUACAAACCACAAUAAUUGCACGCAACCUGCUUAGGCUUAAUUGAAAAGCGAGCUGUUUCGAUGCUACUUUAUUAUACCUGUAAUGGUCAAGAGUAGGAGAUUUUAGGACUCUCAUUACUUGUGUUUAAAUCGAAUGGGCCUUCAUCUUUUUUCCCUUGUAUGGUAUAUAAAACACAUGUUUACUUCGUGGUCUCAUCUGUUUUGUUUAUAAUAUGAUAGGCCGAAAUUAGCGGCGUUUGACUGUGAUGUGACAUGUUUAUCUCAUUUUUACAUUUUUUGGACCCUCGUCUUUUUUUCCUGUGGUCUUCACUUGUUUAUAAAGGAUUCAAAUACUUAUUCAAAUCCUAAAUACAUAACUUCCGAAUUGAUUCAGCAUUCACUUAAUACGAGUAACACAUUUCCUGUAAAUCCUCCUAAGGCUAAUUUGCUGCACUUUACUUUUAUCAGAAAAAAAGUUUUAACUUAUUGUCUAAAUCGCAAAUGGCUUGAGCAUGAAGGUUGUUAAAUCGUAACUUGACGUAAACUAUAAUCAAAAAAGUGGAUUUUUAUUUUGUUAUCAGAAUAAACCUUAAAAAUUAGAUAGCGAAUCAGCCACUACUACUAAAGAGGAUUCUCUCAGAAUACCUCAUAGUUUCGCUUAAUAGAAGUUGACAAAACAAAUAAUUAAGAGUGGCUAAUCAAGGGAAGUUAGUUAUUUGUAUUCGAUAUCAAAAUAAAUUUUAAAACUUGAAAAAGGAUUCAGCCACUCGUAGCACAAGAGCAUAAAUAUUCUUUAAAUUUUAAAUUCUUAUUCAAAAUUUCCUCAUGAAUUCCUACCUUCAUAAACUGAAAUUUGACCCAGUAUCUGUUUUUGGAAGCGAGGUACCAUAUCUUGUAACUAAACGAGUUAUCUUAAUAAUUUAUUGUAUCAGUAUCUUAAAUUUCAGCAUCUGAUUCGAAUAUUUCUGUGACCAGACAUCAAAAAGUUUUCCAAUCAAUAAGUAAACUAUGUGGUGGAUCUAACUUUUUGAUAACUGAGGUUCUAUCAGUUUUGCUCUCAGAAUUGAUGCAGUAGAAUGAAAUAUAAUCCAUAUUUCUUGCAUUUUUGUAUUUACCUGCCAAAUGAUCAAUUUUUAGUAGAUAUAUAACUUCUAAGGUCGGACAUAGAUCAACUCGAUGCUCAAAUAUUUAAUAACACAGCGGAGGAUAUAUUUAAUAAACUACCACAUAUCAAUGUAAAUUUUUAACAACUAUCUACAAUGUCAUUUUUGCCUGGAAAACUUCAGCUUUCGUGAGGUUUUCCGUACGUCCAAUCUCACUGCUGCCAGUUUUUUCAACGCUUCUAGAGUUAUUGCUAAAAAAUCAAAUGGUCACUUUCUUGAAGACUAACAGCUUCUAUUGUUUGACCAAUUUGGGUCUUGAAACAAUAAAUUAAUUUACUUCGUUGGCAAUAAAUAGUUUUACUGACCAACUGGACUGGAGUGUAAACUGAAAACGUAUAUUACCUUCUAAGAUCUAAGCAAGGCUUUUGAUUGUGUUUCUUCUGAAAUAUUGUUGAAUGAGCUAUCAGGAGCACUGACCUAAUUGAAUCCUACUUAAAUGAUCAUCAUCAAUAUGUUAAAUUCCAGUAUAACCUGUCAGAACACCAACUUAUCUGGUGUAUCCCAGAGUUCCAUUCUAUGUUCUUCUUUAUUUUUAGUUUAUAUCAAUGACUUGCCAAAUAUUUCACAGAAUUCAAGUCCUGUACUGUUUGCUGCUGACACUACUUACCUGGAACACUAACACCUUUCCAAUUAUAUUCAGCAGGUAAUUCUAGACAAACAAGAGAAAACACAAUCCUAGUUUCUGGCAACUAAGCUCAGCCUCAACAACACAAAAACUUAAUCCUUAAAUUUCUUAAAAAGAUCUUCGGUUUCAGUGCUUUCGAGUAUAGAGAGGAUGAAAUUCUUGGAUAUGUAUUUGGAUCCUGGGAUGCUGUGGGAUCUGUAUAUUAGCCAAUUAUGUAGUAAACUCUCUGACGUAACACUUCUUGCUAAAAAUCUAUUUACCUAGGACUGUUUCAAGGUAAACACUUGUUACGGGCUUACGAUGGCUAUUUUGGUUCUAACUUGUCUUAUGGUAUUGCGCAGAUGUGUAAGGAUGAUGGCUGGCUUACAUUAUCGGGACUGCUGUAAGCAUUGCUUCAAUGAAUUCAACAUACUUACUUUUUCCUAUCAGUAUAAUUAUCCUUGCCUGUCUAACCUAUGUCAAAAGGCACCUGCCUCUUUUUUCAAUACAUGGCGAGAGAAAUAGCAUCACUAGAAUUAACAACCUGAUGUCAACUUUUUAUCGAGUCAAUAGAGUUAGAAGGGUGUCUGUGUGACUAUUAUGAAAUUUUUUUUUUAAUAAAUCACCAGAGCUAUUAAAAGAUGUCUAAUUAUACAUUUAUUUUAUUCAGUUCAACAACACCUCGGCUUCAAUGUUAAUUUUUGUCAUGUGUUUGAAAACGUUUUUUAUUAUCUAUUGUGUGAUUAAUUAAAAAAAACUUCAAGUUUGGUCAAAAGUCUCAAACUUAUAUUACGGUUAAUGAAUAAAUUGGUAACACGUGUUUCACUCCUAAAGGCAUCAUCACACCUGAUCAACAAAAUUUACAUUCUUUAAGAUAGCAAACUUAAUACGUGCACACGUAUUGAUUACAUAUACUGUUAGAUAUAUGAGAGAUUAUCUUUAAAAGAAUCCUGAAUGUUUAUAUCACAGACGCGGAAGAAUUAUUUGUUGAUUUCAAUUUCUUUAAGCUUGCUGGGAUUAUAAGAUUUAUUAAUAAUAACAAAGAAAGAUAUAAAAAACCAAGUUCAGUUAAUUCUUAAAAAAGCAAAAAAAACAUGUAAUAAAGAGAAAGAACAUAAAUCAAUCUUCUUACUAAAUUAACGCCUGAAAAAUUUUAUGGCAAUUCCUCUAAUCAUGUUUUUAAUAUAUUUAUAUAUUUUUAGAAUAUUUUUUUCAUAUAACGUGCAAAAUUUUUUUCAUCUAAUCUAAGUGCAUUAUAUUUUUAUCUAAUUUUGUGAUACUAAGUUACUACGAUAACUAUAAUUUACAAAAUAUUUCCUUUUAAUUAAAUGUAGGUAACUUUGCCUUUACAAUAAUAAACUUUGGAGGUAAAUAUUUUACACAAAUAUAGAGUGGCUCUAUUCUUUCUUUCUAUAAAAAUGGUGUUUUCAUAAAAAAAGAAGUUUAUGUCACCUACUCAUUAAUCCAUUAUAAUAUAACAUAAUAUCAUUCCAAUAUGUAAAUAGUAUUUUAAUUGUAGUAUCUGUAUUAUAUUAACCUCUUUGCCUUUAUGAUAAUUUGUGAAUCCAUCUACUGUAUAAAAACUGUACAUAUGUCUAAUAAUUUUGUUAUUUAUUUUGUACUAUUACUUAAUGACUAUAAGGGCGUAGCCCUAAAUAUCACUAUAAUUAUAAAACAAUCAAACAUGGUUACACUACAGCUUAUAACAAAAAUCUAAAAUUUUUGAAUGCAGGUGCCAUUUCUUUGAUGUGCAAUACUUUUUUAACAUUUUAAUAUGAAAUUUGUUUAAUACUAAACACUAAAAACACUCUGCAUUACAAAAUAUUAUUUUAAAUAGUAGGAAUGCUUCUUUAAUUAGUUACCGCCCCCUAAAAAGGCUUAAUGAUAAUUAAGUAUUUAGUGGGUCAUCUGGCCAGGUCAAUAUUGUUAAUAACAAAAUAUACUUAUAUGAUUAUACCCAAUGAAUGUUUUCACCGAUCUCAAUUUAAAUUAGCAAAAUAACGAUAUGUAGCACUAACAUAUACAUAUAUAUAAACUACCUACUUGAAAAGCCUAUAUGCAAACCAAUCAUACAUCCCCAAUAACUUUUACAUAAUGUCAUCGAUAUAUAGGAUGGCUCAUGUAAACGAUCAUUGUAUGGGCCGUCCUAUAUUUUAUUAAAUAGUAUGAUGUAUUUCGAUAGUAAUUUAAUUGAGUUUUAAAAUUUUAAGUUCUUUUUGAAAAACACACAGGGUCUGUAUAUUUAUAUUAUUGUAUUAAUUUAUUACUAAAACAUUAGAUUGUUAGAUUACUUCCUAGUCCAAACUGUAAAAAUAUAAUUUAAAACUAAGUUGUAUAAUGAUU